CUAUUCUCUGUUUACGAGACACGGUCACUUUCAUUAAAAACGACGCGCAUUCUUUUGUUGUUUUUUCAAAAAGGUAAGUGGUUCGUUUUAAAAAAAUUAUUAUCCCGGUUAACUUUCUUGAUGAAAAGUGGACGUCAUGCCGUUUCUACUGGUCCUAACUCAUAACUUUUGUUGUAUUAAACGACGGUUUGAAUCUACUCUCAUAUGAUAAGUAAGUCUUUCGAGUUUCAAUUAAUAUUGCAUUCAAACCAUGAUCAUGUAUGCAAUCUCCUACUUUUUUUCAGGUAUCACUAAAAGAAGAAACGAUGUACAAAAAUGAAAUAAAAUCAGAGUACGUGCAACAUACGUAAUUGUAUAUAUAGUUAAAGAAAGGAGCAAUAUAUAGCAACGAUUGGAAUCACAUCUACAUGUAGAAGCAUGUGAAAUUUAUUUAUGGGUUUGUUUAUAGAAUUGGAACCUUUUUAUUAGAACUCAAACCUAACACACAAACUGCAGCUACCAACCGGUGGUUACAAGAUUGCAAUAUUCUUCACUAGAUUAUAAAUUUCAAUCUUUGAAGCUUUAUAGUUUGAUAUUUCAUAGACUAGUAUACGAAUAGACGUAGCACAUUAUACGUGAACCCUGUCUCCAGUAAUAAUCUAUCACAUUUAUGUACAAUAUUGGUGGAUAAUAUAGAGAAGAAAUUAAAAGAUAACCAACGGACAAACAUAAAAUCUGAUUUUGAUAUUAAAUACUAUUGUUGGUUUUGUUUCUGUCUGUAAAACAUUAAAAACAAAAAAGCCCGAUAAAUUAUUUCCCUUGAAGAUAUUUUUAUUUAUUUUACUACUGUUGUUGAAGAUAAAAGUUAUUUUAAAAAAUGUCUUGAAGAUAUUAAAAAACAAAUAAGCUGUUAAAAGAAAUUGUAUGCUGUUGAAAAAAACUGAUGGGAAAGAGAAGGUUUCAGAAAGCAAAUGAACCGUCAGUGACGGUAUCAGAAGCUUCCUCUCCGUCGGGGUCUCAGACAACAAGGAGACGAAGGGGAAGGCCGAGGAAGAAUCUUGAGAGUUCAGAAGAUUUCAAUAAGGAAGAAUCCGAAGAAGACGAAGACUACGAAGAAGAAGAAGUUGAGAUUAUUAACAGAGAGAAACAGAAGAGGAAAGUUAGACGUAGCACUAGUGUGGAAGAAGAGCAAAAGUGGAAACAUGAAGACUUACCGAAUGAGGAGGAUGAGAAGAAGCCGGACACGACGGUGAAGGCGGUUGCACCGCUGUCACAUAGACGGUCGAGGAGGAAGAACACACCGGUGAAGAGCUGGUAUCAAUAGGCUUAAAAUAUUGUGCGUGUUCAUCGUUUAACUAUUGUUGUUAUAAAUUAGUUAAGAACCAUGAUGGGAAGAAGACCUUUGAUUUAUAAUUUCAUGAAUCAGAUAAAAACAAGUUUUGCCAACAACGGUUUGGUUUUAGAGAAUAAUUUAUGGCGAUUUGAAAUUAACUAAAAAUUAAUUGUUUCAUAAAUAAUGCUUGAUAGGGUUUUAAGUUGUGGUAGGUUUUUUUAAUGUUUGAUUUAUGUAUUUGAUGGUAACGUCACUUUAGGAUAUUUGAAUGAUACCAAAAAGAUGCACACGGUGAAUAGAUAAGUUAAGAAACUAAUGGAUAUUGCUGGUGUAAGGGCAUUGCAGUAGAGCCUAACUCCAAAUCCUAAGUAAAAAAUUAUAAAAUUUCACGCUAUAUUAAGGAUUAGCCUCUUCUUAUCCUUAUAUAAGUAUCAAUCCGUGAGAAAUAUUGUCAUUGUUUGCGGAUCCCGCUGUUAAGUGGCGACUUGCCAUCGGUUAUUUUUCUUUUUUUUGUUGAAAAAUAAAUAAUAAUAAAAAAAUAAAAAAGUGAAUUUUUAAGGAUUAUCCACGGUUGCACAUGGUCAACUUGUCUAUUAUUAAAAGGUAAAGCUAGAUUUAAUAGAACUUGCUGUAUUUAUCAUUCAACUAAUUAAUCAGUAUAAAGAGUGUAGACCAUAGAAGAAAAUAAACUAUGUGAUCUAACAUCCAAAAGAAAAUAAAGUGGAGAAAUCAAUUUAGCCACACUAAUUAUAUUCAAAGAAUCAAGAAGCAAACGUCUAAUUUGGUAAAUAUCAUCCGAAGCCAAGAACACGCAAUAGACGAUAUCGAUAAGAGGAUGACCAAGACCAACCAUAGUGCAAGAAACAGAUCUUAUAAU
Brassica oleracea var. oleracea is the source of this 2189-nucleotide messenger RNA. RefSeq lists its product as uncharacterized. The record is from RefSeq and is a predicted model, not a curated record. The coding region runs from base 923 to 1303 and encodes 126 amino acids. Lineage: Eukaryota; Viridiplantae; Streptophyta; Magnoliopsida; Brassicales; Brassicaceae. The transcript has a single exon.